Messenger RNA from Rhipicephalus microplus (southern cattle tick), 1067 nucleotides. RefSeq lists its product as uncharacterized. The record is from RefSeq and is a predicted model, not a curated record. NCBI's taxonomy places the organism in Eukaryota, Metazoa, Arthropoda, Arachnida, Ixodida, Ixodidae.
GUAAACCAAGUGGGACUUGUACAUAGAAGUACAAGAGACACCAGAGAGUUACAAACACAAGAAAAUCAUGAAGAAAUUCCUGUGGUACUUUGAGCUCCGGACGGGUAACAUCUUCAUCGGAAUGGUGUCGGUGAUUCAAAGUAUUUUCAUAAUCCUGGCGGGGUCUGCAUCGUACGCCGAGUCUUCAUUCUCGGAGUUUCACUUGACGUGGAUUUGCAUGGCAUCGCUGUUGCUCAUCGUAUCGUUGCUCUUUGUCAAGGGAGUUGGUGAUAAAAUAUCCAGACUGAUGCUGCCGUGGAUUCUAGGCAUGGUGCCAUUUAUUCUAUGGCUUUUCGGAGCGGCCGUCUGGGCAGCCGUGAAUACCAAGAUGAUGGAUCCAGUCAGCUCAACGCUGUUGUUUGCGUUUGCACUUGUGCAGGCAUACUUCUUAUCCUGCGGAGUCUUCUACCACAGAGUACUGGUUAGAGAGCACUGAGAAGUAGUCCUGGAAAGAAGAAACGAAGGCGACAGAUCCAUGCUCAGAAAAGAUGCGAUGCAGCGGAGACGGAAUUUGUACUCAAGUUCAAACGUAUAUGUUUGCUGCUUGCAAUCUGUGCAGAGAUCAGCCAUGAACACCGUUUUUCAAACUUUAUUUAUUAAGGCAUCAGCCAUCAAUUCUACAUUCAACGGGAAAAUUGACCGUCGGCGGCGAACGUCCAUGUGGCGUCGGGAAACGAGCGAUGCAAAAGAUCAUCACGUGAGGACGUCGCUAUGUGACGUCACAGACGGCUAAACUUGUCACGAUGUCGUGACGUCACAAAUUCGGCCGUGAUGUCACGUGAAUUGAUGUCAUUAGAUAUUGUUGUAGUGCCCCGCUUUGGGCGGCGACCAAAACCCUAGGGUGCGCGACCUCAAGGAAACAAAACGACCUUUGGCAAUGGCACGUGAGGCCCCGGCUUAUGUUCUCUGCUCCGUUAUACAUAGACCGAGAGGAAAAAGGAAGAUUGCUUUUUAGAUAAAUGUACAAGUGACACUGUGAGUUUUUAUGCAGACAUCUUCCAUUGUAUUAUGCAUUUGUAUUAACAUAA